Molecule: messenger RNA, 4379 nt
Organism: Gallus gallus (chicken)
Lineage: Eukaryota; Metazoa; Chordata; Aves; Galliformes; Phasianidae
Gene: ZNF76
Product: zinc finger protein 76
Exons: 14
Coding region: 1445-3067 (540 amino acids)
Biological process (GO): central nervous system development; regulation of transcription by RNA polymerase II
Cellular component (GO): nucleus
Molecular function (GO): DNA-binding transcription factor activity, RNA polymerase II-specific; RNA polymerase II cis-regulatory region sequence-specific DNA binding
Source: RefSeq, a predicted model, not a curated record
GGGGCCACGGUGCGCGGCGGUCGGGCGGCGGACUCGGGUUCCCAGGGUCCGUUCAGGUCGGUGCUUUGCGGGGGGCCUGACGGGGAGAGCGGGGAGGGGCGGCCGGGCCCGGGGAGCCGCUGUACCGCCCCGGGCUGGGCCUGACCCGCUCUCCCCUCAGAGCCCGGCUUGUGGCAGCGCUGGGCUCUGCUCUGUGGAGAGCUCCGUCGGGGGCUCAGGCCGUGUUCUGCCCCACAGGGAGGUUUUAGCAGAGAAGGCAGCUUGCCGUGCCGCACGCCUCUUGCUGAGAGCACACUGAGCAAAGUGAGGUUCGUGUCUGAGGCUGCCAGGGCGCGAUGGAGAGCGUGGGCUUGCAGACAGUGACCCUUAGCGAUGGGACAGCAGCCUCUGUCCAGCAUGCUGUCAAAGGUAAUGGAGUCUUUGGGCUGUGAGGUCUCAAAGUCUCUUAACGACCCCGUGAAGUUGGAGAUAAAGUGCCCUCGUGGUGUGCAAACCGCCAUGGAUCUUCUAUGGGAUGCUUGUGGCUGACUUAGAUUGGCAUAGAAGACUGUGCAGGAAUCAGAGAUGUUGGAAGGGACCUCUGGACUCUGGAGUCCAACCUCUCUGCUAAACACGUUCCCUACAGUAGGUUGCACAGGAAAGCAUCCAGGCAGGUCUCAAAUAUCUUCAGAGAUGAUGACUCCACAGCCUCUCCGUGCAGCCUGUUCUUGUGCUGUCACCCUCCCAGUGAAGAAGUUCUUUUGUUUGCUUGUACAGAACUUCCUGUGUUCUGGUUUUUGCCCACUGCCCCUCGUCCUGCUGCUGCACGCUGCUGAAAAGAGCCUGGCCCAAUCCAUUUGACUUCUGCACUUUAGAUCUUUGCAAACUUUGAGGUCACCUCUCAGUCUUCUCCAGGUUGAACAGUCCUAAGUCUCUCAGCUUUUCCUCACACAGGAGAUGCAUCCAUGAAUAAAGCACGUCUCUGCUUCAGAAAUAAAACUUUGGAGAUAGGAGAGCUGUUAAAGUAGAGAAUUGAGGUUCUGUUCAGACUGGGGAAAUGGAGUUCCCUGUAUGGCCUGCAGGACCCCUGAAGCUAAGCAGAAUGUUUGACCUCACUGAAGUGCAUAGCAUUUGGUUCCCAAUAAAGCUUUUCUCACUCAAAAGGAUGCUGACCUCAGUGUUGGUUAAAAUGCAAUAUCAGUGCCAAAUUCAACCCCUGUCCUUAUUCUGGGGUGUGUAAGGUGCUCCUUUCUUCAUCACCUGCUGUUCCUGAGGAAAGGAAUGUGCCAUCUCCCAGUCUACAGAGUGGGAUUUUCCAUCUCCUGGUCAUUGCUGUUUCACUUACUUUUCUGUGUAAACUCACUGCAAGUUUAUUAAAUUUGUGCAGCUGAAAACCAUUAGGUUUUGUGACUUCUCCCAGCAAACACUUUGCAUGUGCUGAAAGCAAUUUGAGUAAGAUGGAGCGAUGUCCUCUCUGCAUCAAACAACAACUAAAAUAUUGCAGAGUGAAAAGGUAAUUGAAGAGCAAGUCACUGAAACUGAAGAUGAAAACACAGUGUACAUCCAUCCAGUGAUAGUUCAGAAAGAUUUUGUAGCUUUUGAAGAUGGACAGCCAGUAGUCUCAGAAGACAGGGGUAUGGCCUACAUAUCUAAAGAAGGUUUUGAUUCCAGCACUUCAGAGGCUGUCCAGCCAGAGGAUGGCUCCACCACCAACAUCCAUUCUCCUGCCAUUGUGCUCCCCGACAGCCCCAUCCUGGAAGUGCAGGCGGAAACUGGGCAAGAGGAGAAUGACGAUGCUUUUGAUGUCGGGACCAUUAAUGACUUAAAGCAGUAUGCCAACAUGCAUUUGCAGGAGCAGGAAGUGCACAGCAAUGAGAAGAGGAUACGGCCUGUCCGUAAAGCUUUCCAUUGUGGGUACAUAGGCUGUGGUCGCAUCUACACCACUGCCCAACAUCUGAAGGUACAUGAACGUUCUCAUACAGGUGACCGGCCAUAUGCAUGUCGCUUCCCAAGUUGUGGGAAGACAUUUGCUACAGCGUAUGGGCAGAAGACCCACAUGAAAAUACAUACUAGUGAGAAACCAUUCAAGUGCCCAGAAGACUCGUGUAGCAAAGCCUUCAGAGCUUCUGGCGAUCUACAGAAACACAUCCGGACACACACAGGGGUGCGUCCCUUCAAGUGCCCAUUUGAGUACUGCGACCGCUCUUUUACCACCUCCCACAUCCUCAGGGUUCACAUCCGAACGCACACAGGCGAGCGUCCCUACACGUGUCCAGAGCCCAUGUGUGGAAGGAGCUUCACCAGCGUCACCAAUUACAAGAACCACAUAAGGAUUCACACAGGGGAGAAGCCAUAUGCCUGCCCUGUGCCGGGCUGUGGAAAGUGCUUCACGGAGUACUCCAGCCUCUACAAGCACCAGGUGGUGCACACACGCAGCAGGCCCUACUCCUGCAAGGUCUGUGGGAAGGCCUACAGCCAGAAAUCUACGCUGGGUACGCACAAGUGCAGCGGCCGCAGUGAGCCAGAGGCCACAGUGGAGAGCGAAGAAUUCCUGUGUGAACAGCAGCAGCUGGAGGUUGCUGCUGAAGAAGGCUCCCCCAUGGAGAGCCAGCAUGUUGCUUUCCCAUCAGAGAUGGAGAAGGAUAAGGAUGAAGAGGAAUAUGAUGAUGGUAUGCCUACAGAGGUCUCACUUAUCUCUCAGGAUGAGACAGAGCAGAUCAGCUUGUCACAGGAAGACCUGCAGGCCCUGGGCAGUGCAGUCAGUGUGGUGAUACAAAGCAGUGCCCUCGCAAUGCCCGAGGAAGAGCUUGUGGGUGGUGACAUGCACACCAUGACUGUGGUCAACGCUGAUGGCAUUGAGACACAGCCGGUUACCAUAGUCACUUCUGGGGCAGUUGUGUCUGAAGAGUCAGCCAUCACAUCCCUCUGUCAUCAGCAGGUGGCAUUGUUGGCGACCACCAAUGGCACUCACAUUGCAGUGCAGCUUGAAGAGCAGCAGAGCCUGGAGGAUGCCAUCAGCAUGGCAGCAGCAGCAAUCCAGCAUGAACCUGUAACACUGGACGCAGCUGUGACUGAAAAUGGCUGUUGAGACCCUGCAGAGCCUCCCAGGCAGGAAGAGCAGCCGAGCCCGUUUCUUCACGGGUGCAUCAGGAUCUGCAGGACCUGGGCCAGCAGGCACGUGGAAGAUGUGCAGUAUAAGAGUGAGGGAAGGAGUCUGAGAGCAGCUGGCAUGUGAUGUGCAGCAACCAGGCAGUGAGAGCCAGUGCUGGCAGUGCUGGGCUGCCAGGGUGACCAUGCCAGAAGGGCUCUUCUCUCUAUGAGCAGAGUCUGUGACAGCUGCUGGAGGCUCUGCUGUUUUCCUGGGCUCAGAGCAGCAGCUUUCCUGCUCCUUGCCAUGGACACUUGUCAUGGUUUUAUGAUUUUUGUUAUCAGUAUUCCACAUCAUAACAUCAUGUAGUGUGCUGGGAGUUAAAGAGUUAAUGCUCCUGUUCCGUGGGCUGCUGAUAUUUCCAGGUACCUGGUUCUCAGAAGAGAAAAACAACUACAUCUCUUACAAGACUUCCACUGUUCUGUUUCCAUUUUCCAUUUAGAGGGAAAGAUAAAACUGUUUGCAAGUCAUGAGACGCCUCCUCUUCUUUACUGCUCGUCUCUGCAGUGUGUGCUCCCUGGCUGUCUCACCUUCAGCAUUAGAGUAAGGCCUUUGGUUUUGGACACUCUUACUCUCUAAUUUUAUUUGAUUGAUUAGCCUCAAUUCCAGUUAUAUUGUAUUACACUGUGUUAUCUUGCAUUACGAUAUCAUAUUUAGUGAAUGAGUUUUUCUCCCUUAGCUCGUUGCCCUUGUUUGGGGUUUUUUUUUUAGGCCUAUCUCCCUACUUUUUUUCCCCUUUUCCCCCUUCCCCUUCUCCCAAGGUAUGGGUCUGUGGGUCCCCCUGCCCCAUUACUCCAGAGGGUAUGGCAGAGUGUCUUCUAUUUACUUCAUGCCUAAGAUUUCCAAGCCCUGCUGGUCUCCUGCAGAAGAUAAGGAGCUACAAAGAUUUCAGCUCUCUAGGAAUGCAGAUUUUUUUUUUUUUUUUUUUGGAGAGGCAUUUCUUGUCCCCUCCCUCUAAAAAUGGUUCAGCAUUCCCCUUUUCUGCCAACCCCUCUGCCUAAGGAGCAAGUGGGCAGCAAAGCAAUAAAGCCCCAUUAGAGGAAGCCGGGGCUGCCCAGCGCUGGGUGAGUCCUGAUGCUGGAAGUCAGUGUCCCCAUGGGUGCACACUGAGCACGUGGCAGGAAUUCUCCCAUCUCAUACCACUCAAGCAAACUGUGUUGGCAGACCCAGUGCUGUGGAGCAGUGGGGAUCCUGUAUUUGCUGGGGGCUGAGCUCAACUUGGAUGAUUAAAAGUUCUGUUUUUAAAGUUAAA